CCUUACUAUUACAAAAGCUGCUCAUGUUUUAAUCAUCAAAUUAAUGGGCGAUUAUGGCACACCUUGUUCUGUAUAAAUAAUGAUUUCGACUCAAAGUUUUGGUGACAUGUUUUACAGAUGCGAUACAAACCGAUCCAUAGAACUAGACAUUGGAUAGUAAAAACGUGAUAAAUUAUCAUAACAAAGAUAUUUAUUCAUCAGCAUUCACAGUAUUCAGUAUACAGUAUUCACAUCCGUGAUGAAUUUGCAGAAACAAGUUGGCAAUGGCAAGUGUAGUAAGUUUAAGUUAAAAAAGAUUUUGCUGACAAUUGGAAUAGUUUAAUUUUAAAGACAAGAGCUUGAACAAUUUGCCAAGAACGGAAAUACAAGAUACAAUUGUAGAAAAACACUGCUCGAAUUAAUCAUUUAAUAACUUGUAAUAAACAGUCAUACCUGAAAAUGAUUCGAUAUUUAGCUAAAGUAGUACCUAGGUGUUCACGCCGAAUACUUGUUCUCUUUUUAUUUAUAGUUUUAAUUUUGAUUAUACAUAAGCUUAAAAAGUUUGAUGAGUAUGUAAGCAAAGAUGAAGAGCGGCUGGAUUCCAAGCUUCUGAAAAAUCCAAACGGAAAGUCCGAACUGUCUAUUAAGGAUAACCGAACGGUUUCAGUGAAACGAGAAGGGGAUGACAAAAAUCCAAUCAAUUCUGAAGACAGUCUUAAAUCUAAAACUGAUGGGAAUUCCACUGGCAGACGUAAUAUUGCACAAAUCCCCAUUGACGUAAGAAUUAAAAAACUUCCAGGGGCCGUACUCAUUGGUGUCCAGAAGUGUGGAACUGGGGCUCUCAAGACAUUUUUGAAUCUCCAUCCGAAUAUUAGAGUUGCAAGAGCUGAACCUCAUUUCUUUGACUGGAAAAUUGAUCACAACGCAACAUUCGAAGGAGAAAUGAAAAGGUAUCUCAAACUGCUACCAAGGGCAUUCCCAAAUGAAACUGUACUAGAGAAAACACCUGAAUAUUUUGACAUGAUUGACCCAUUUGACCUAUUUAGAAUGAACCCUGCAUUGAAGCUGAUUUUACUGGUUUGUGACCCUGUGAGGAGGACAAUAUCAGCCUACUUACACAACAUUUACAUUGGCAUGUAUUCCAAGCAUAAGUCAUUUGAAGAGUACGUAUUUGAUAAAGACGGUGAAGUUAUUCCAACAGCGGAGGUUGUGCGUAGAAGUAUAUAUGAUGAGCCACUGAAAAGGCACUUGAAAUAUUUCCCCCGCAAACAAUUUCUUAUAAUGGAGAACACAUUUCUGCUACAAAAACCGACUUUGGCAAUGCAGGAAAUUGAGAAAUUUCUUGAAAUACCGAAAUUCUAUACUAAUGAAACAUUUUAUUUCAACGAGAAAAUCGGAUACUACUGUAUAAACCCAUCCAUUAAGCCAGUUAAUUCGGGAUGUCAGGCAAAAUAUAAAUACAGAGUUCAUCCUAAUGUCAGUGAAGAAAAUUUACUCAAGCUAAGGCGUUUCUUUCAACCCAACAAUGACAAUUUCAUAAAACUGGUAGGCAACAGUAUGCCAUCAUUAAAAUAUUUUCCAUAAGAAACAUCGAAGGAGCGACACAAAUUUAUUUUGUAUAUUAAGUUAUUAACUAUUGGUUGUGUAUCAAUAAAUUAAUGUGUGGGAAUUUGCUUGUUU
Owenia fusiformis is the source of this 1659-nucleotide messenger RNA. The record is from the annotation of a GenBank genome assembly. NCBI's taxonomy places the organism in Eukaryota, Metazoa, Annelida, Polychaeta, Sabellida, Oweniidae.